Molecule: messenger RNA, 630 nt
Organism: Batrachochytrium dendrobatidis JAM81
Lineage: Eukaryota; Fungi; Chytridiomycota; Chytridiomycetes; Rhizophydiales
Exons: 1
Coding region: 1-630 (209 amino acids)
Source: RefSeq, a predicted model, not a curated record
AUGAAACUGUCAAUCACCGUACUGUCAUCGAUCCUUGCUGUCUGCUCAGUCACGAUUGCCAAUCCAGUUGAUCCCAGUUCGACUACAAGCAUUGAAUCUACUUCCAACAUAGCUGCUCCUAGUGAAACUUCAAUUGCAACUGGUGAACCAGACUACUCAGAAGAUCCUAGCCCAUAUAAUCUAUAUGAAUCGUAUUGUCAUCCAAUUACGCUGGAUGGAGUAGCAAUGAUUCAGUUAUUUGCAUCAAAUAUGCAUAUGACUAAACAAAUAAAAAAAGAAAUCAACAAGAAAACAGCAGAGAUUAAAAGUCAAAGGAAAGCGCUGAGGAAGUUGAGGCGAAGAAUUAAAUCUCUGGCGAAUUGCAGUCGGGGGUUGGUGAUCUUAGACGUUAAACUCGAGAUUAAAGAUCAAACCAUCAAUCUCAAAAAGCUCAAACAAAGGUUGAAAUUGCUCAUUAAAAAGCAUUCACGAAAUAUUACCAAAGAGGAUAAAUUACAAUUGACGCUUUAUCACCACCUUGUGGAAUAUGAUACGACUGGACAGAUGACUAAUGUGGGACCGAAAGGCCUGUAUAAAAAUCAGAAUUUUUUGAAAUGCUUUUAUUCUUUCUACGAUCGCUUAUCAAAAUGA